Passer montanus (Eurasian tree sparrow) is the source of this 3967-nucleotide messenger RNA. It is a transcript of the gene NYAP2, whose product is annotated as neuronal tyrosine-phosphorylated phosphoinositide-3-kinase adaptor 2. The record is from RefSeq and is a predicted model, not a curated record. Bases 1285 to 3426 code for a protein of 713 amino acids. The transcript is spliced from 7 exons. NCBI's taxonomy places the organism in Eukaryota, Metazoa, Chordata, Aves, Passeriformes, Passeridae. Gene Ontology annotation, biological process: phosphatidylinositol 3-kinase/protein kinase B signal transduction; neuron projection morphogenesis.
CACUGCUUUCAGUGAGGGUGGGUGCAAAAGAUACAUCAAUGUGAGGUAUCAAACUGAGGCUUUGGUGUUGCUUUUAAGCGGCUACUCAUUUCCUUGAGCCAUAAUAUGGGCUAAAGGUUAACUGACACAUUCUGCGUGGAAGAACAAUUUCUCUUUUUUUGGGGAAGGGAGAAGGAGGGGGAAAGGGCGUUGUUUCAUAUUCCUUCCUACCUAUAGACUCCAUGUGAUGUACAGUGCUGCUCAUGCAGAUUCCCCCCCUCUCCCCCCCACUGGAUUAUUUGCUAAUCAGACUUCAGUGCAGUGGCGAUAAGGGCGAGACUGUUGCCUAGCUAGGAGGCUGUGCCGGCGCCCGAGCCUCGGCGGCAGGAGCGGCGCCGCUCCCGGCGCGCCCAGCCCGGCGUGCCGCGCGUCCAUGGGCCCGGCGCGGCGGAGCUGUCCGAGGUGCUAGGAUGCUGGUUGCAGCCGGAUUGCAGCGGGAGAGGAGCCCCACAGUCCUGCUGGCACCCGAAGGUAGGCUUGCUCUUUGUUUGAGAAUCCCUGAUUAAUCAGCAGCAGCAUCCACGGACCCGGGCAGCUGGAGAGAGCAAGCCUGCCUGUAGUCACGGGGAGAGACAGAGAAGAUGCCACGAGCCAGACUGUUUCAGACCUACUGUAAGUGGCAAUGAGCGAGCAAGCAUCUUUCCUGCUGCAAGAAGCCAUUUGGAUAGGAUAUUUGCUGUUCCUUAUAUUCCUUUCUUUUUGUCUCCACAGAACAUAUUCAAAUGAGGCACCUUAGAAAUCUCAGUGUUAGUGCAUAUGAUGGUGCUGUAAUCGUCUGUGUUGUAAAGUGGGUAAAAAUCAUCCAGUUUCUUCUCUGCUGGACCUCAACGCAGGGUGUUGUUUAUACCCUCCCAUUAUCCGUACCCUCUCCUCUCUGAAUGUGGAUUUAAAGAAGCAAGCACCUGUCUUUUCUUUCCACUUCAUUUUUUAAAGCCAAACUUUCCAUGCCAUUUUAAUCGUAUGUUAAGAAGAUCUGUAACAUACCACAUUGACUUAUAGUGAUGUCGAAUUCUACAAUCUGGGCAAUUCUGCCAACAAGAUUUAAUGCACUUUAAUUGAAGAAAAAACUGAGCCUAACUGAAAAUCUGUUUCUUAUGGUGCUGAAAUAUCCCUUCCGACUGCACUGAGAUAACCACAGGAAAGGGCUUUUACAGGCAAAAGUCACCUUUGAUUAUUGCACUUAGCAGUCCCCGUGGACUUGAAUUUUGGAAACGUUGCUUUCCCUUGUUCAUUAUCUCCUGCAAGAUGAUGAGUUCUAAUCAGGAGGAGGUCACUUUGGGCGCUUUUCUCCAGUAUAUUGAAGAUAUGGGGAUGAAGGCCUAUGAUGGCUUGGUCAUACAGAAUGCAUCAGACAUUGCUCGAGAGAAUGAUCGCAUGAGGAAUGAAACAAACCUGGCUUACUUGAAAGAAAAGAGUGAAAAACGCCGAAAGCAAGAAGAAGCAAUAAAACGCAUAGGUGGAGAAGUAGCAAGAGGAAAUGAAGGCAGCUACGUGGGGAAACAUUUCCGCAUGGGAUUUAUGACAAUGCCUGCUCCUCAGGACAGACUGCCACACCCCUGCUCCAGUGGCUUCACUGUCAGAUCCCAGUCUCUUCAUUCAGUUGGAGGCACUGAUGAUGAAAGCAGCAGCUCCCGAAAGCAGCCGCCUCCAAAACCGAAGCGAGACCCCAACACCAAACUGAGCACCUCGUCUGAAACAGUCAACACUGGAACAACAAGCAAAAGUGGGAAACUACCAGACAGGACUGAAGUGUCAGCCAAACCAAGACCUCACAGUGAUGAGUACACAAAGAAGAUUCCACCUCCUAAGCCGAAACGAAACCCAAACACUCAGCUAAGCACAUCUUUUGAUGAAACAUAUAUCAAAAAGCAUGGCCCUAUGAAGACAAGCCUCACUAGGGAUGCCUCACUCUCGCAGGUCAGCAGCCCUGCUCCAGACACAGAGGAAGAAGAGCCUGUUUAUAUUGAAAUGGUUGGGAAUAUUCUCAGAGACUUCAAAAAAGAUGAGGAUGACCAAAGCGAAGCGGUCUAUGAGGAGAUGAAAUACCCUAUAUUUGAUGACGUAGGCCAAGACUCAAAAUGUCAAUGUGAAUAUGACCAUCACACUUGUUCUUCUCAGUGUGCUACUCCCACAGUGCCUGACCUAGAUUUCACCAAGUCUCCAGUGCCAUCUACUCCCAAGGGCUUGCUUUGUGACAUACCCCCACCAUUUCCAAACCUUCUUUCUCACAGACCUCCACUGCUGGUGUUCCCACCAGCACCAGUGCAGUGUUCCCCCAAUUCUGACGAGUCUCCUCUAACUCCACUAGAGGUCACAAAGCUUCCCGUCCUAGAAAAUGUGUCUUACAUCAAACAACAAGCUGGAGCUUCUCCAUCUUCACUGCCACCUCAUACACCAGGCCAUCAAAAACUGGAGAAAGACCAGACAGUAUCUCAUGGAACUAGCACCCCUGGGCACACCUCCUCACCUCCUCAUCCUUCUACCUUAUACAGAACGCAGUCUCCACACGGUUAUCCUAAAAGUCACUCUGCCUCACCUUCUCCUGUCAGUAUGGGUAGGUCUCUUACCCCCUUAAGCCUCAAAAGACCUCCACCUUAUGACUCUGUACAUUCAGGAAGUCUCUCAAGAAGCUCUCCAUCAGUGCCUCAUUCUACUGCCAGAAACACAUUGCAAGAAGGAGGGAAGAUGGUCAGUGUGUCAGUCAGCACCUACGGGUCAUCCUCGCAGAGCAGUUCCCGCUCUCGCACACCCACCAGUCCUCUGGAGGAGCUAACCAGCCUCUUCACCUCAGGAAGAAGUCUCCUGAGGAAAUCCUCCAGUGGUAGAAGAUCUAAGGAACCUGCAGAAAAACCACUAGAUGAGCUGAAGAUCAGAAGCCACAGCACUGAACCACUACCAAAGCUGGAAAACAAAGAGAGAGGACAUCAUGGGACUUCCUCCAGGGAGCCAGGGAAAGCUCAGGAAUGGGAUGGAACACCAGGCCCCCCCAUGGUGUCCAGCAGGCUGGGGAGAUCCUCUGUCAGCCCAACCAUGCUGGCUGGAGGCAACAGCUCAGAGUCCAAGUCCAGCUGCCGGCUGGGCCGCUCCGCGUCCACGUCGGGAGUGCCUCCUCCAUCAGUGGCGCCACUCAGGCAGCCCGGCGAGCUCCAGCCCAGCCAGGUGACGUGCAUGCAGUGGUUGCAAGGGGACCAUACCAUGCUGGACAUGAUUGAAAAAAAGCGUUGCCUCUGCAAAGAGAUCAAAGCUCGACAGAAAUCAGAGAAAGGACUCUGCAAACAGGACAGCAUGCCUAUUUUGCCAAGUUGGAAAAAGAAUGCUGGGACCAAGAAAUACAGUCCUCCUCCUUAUUCCAAACAACAAACUGUUUUCUGGGACACUGCAAUUUGACAGGCCUGUGGAGGAUGCCCUCUCCACUAUGUGGCACCAAGCACAGGUAGCCUGCUUUCUUUAAAAGGCAAAGGCUCUAACCUAAGACUUACCUGCAGGUGGUGAACUUCCUAGGAAAAAACACACCAGUACAGUGCUCACCUGCCAAUCAAGAGAGAGAUUUAAGUUUCCAACUGGAUUAAGGCAUACAUAUUCAUCCAGGAUUUUUUUGGAUCCAGAAGAUAUCAAAAUGUAAAUAUUUCACCAAUAUAUUGAAAACACCCAAGCUAACACACUGUUUAAAUAUAUAAAUAUAUAUAUAUAAAUUCAAAAAUUUAUGGAGAAUUUUACUAUAUAAUGUUACUGUUAUACCGUUUUAUUACCUAUUUUCUAUGUUCUAUUCUACUGUUCAGCCCCGCCCCUGCCGCCACUGUUUUAUUUCUCUGACCUGCCUAGAUGUGGCCUCUGUACAAAAGCAUGUGGUUGUACGUGUUGUUGGAGAGGACAAUGUACAAAACAACUUGGUGCUAGGGCUGUAGAAGAUAACUAGAGUCGUACCUGU